AUGAUUCUGAUUGCAUAAUCUCGUAAGUAUCUCUCAGCUUGUUUAUUUAACCACAUCGAGAUACUGUGGUAUCAUUAAUUUCAGUUAUUGAUUUAAUUUUAAUCUCCAUCCAUCAACUUUCCGUAGUUUAAUUUGAUACCACUCCACACGUUGGUGAUGGGAUAAGUCCUACCUAAUCAUGUCCUCCCCUUCAUCUUCUCCCGUGUCAUCUCCUCUCGUCCUUACCAUAUUUUACGUGGACAUGCAAAGAAGGCAUACAUAGAAUUUAAAAAGCGUAAAUUUACUUUCCAUCGUCGUCACUGGGUUAUUCCGCUACACGGAUUUUUGUAUUUAAAUGAACACGUGAAAGACGAGGGGGAGGAGGUGACGGUGAGGUGAUGAUGGGGAAGACUUAUCCUAUCGUUCAAGCCCAAUGACAAAUGACCUGGUCAUUCACCUUCCUCUCAGCAGUUGUAAAUUACAACUUGUAAUAAUCGCUGUGUCACCAAGUCGAGCCUGACCUGUGACUGAUGAUCUCAUGUCUGGCUCGGGAGAGGAUUGUAAUCUCGCAUCUGCAGCAGCAGCAGUUUGUUAAUUGUGAGUGCAUGGUAUUAAAUAUGAGCGAGAUAGAGAUAUUUAUCUCGAUGGUCAACUGUUAUUAUUAUUAAAUGAAUCGAGGGUGAGGAUGGUGAUAUCCUUUUAAACUGGGUGUUGGUGAUUCUGAACGCUCUGUUGAGUUGAUUUACUCAUUCGCUAGUUAACUUGGUCCCUGUGCUGCGGUGUUCGUUGAAAUCGUAUUUUUCGUGUGGCUGACGACACUCCUAGAAAACAUGCGACUUUUAAUUCUCGAGGAUGACUCCCAAGUGACAGAAUGGUCCGCAAAAUAUGUCGCGAAACGAAUCCGCGAUUUCAAUCCUACCCCGGAAAAGCCAUUCGUCCUCGGACUGCCGACAGGAGGCACACCCCUUGGCAUGUACAAGAAUCUGAUCAUUUUACACAAGGCUGGAAAAGUGUCGUUCAAAAAUGUUAUAACUUUCAACAUGGAUGAGUAUGUAGGCCUGCCACGAGAGCACCAUGAAAGCUAUCACCACUACAUGUGGUCCAAUUUUUUUAAACAUGUCGACAUUCAACCACAAAAUGUCCACAUUCUGAACGGAAAUGCGGACAAUUUGGCCGAUGAGUGCGACCAGUAUGAGAAGGAGAUCACGAAAGCUGGCGGCAUAGAGCUGUUUGUGGGAGGAAUUGGGCCGGAUGGUCACGUGGCGUUCAACGAACCAGGGUCGUCCCUCGUGUCACGGACGAGAGUCAAGACGCUUGCUCAUGACACAAUCAUUGCGAAUGCGCGCUUCUUUGAUAACGACCUGACCCAGGUGCCCAAACAGGCGUUGACAGUUGGAGUGGGGACCGUCAUGGAUGCGAGAGAGGUGAUGAUUCUGAUCACCGGCGCCCACAAGGCCCCCGCUCUCUACAAGGCGAUCGAGGAAGGAGUGAACCACAUGUGGACCGUGUCUGCUUUCCAACAGCACCCCCGCACCUUGAUGAUUUGCGAUGAAGAUGCAACUUUGGAGUUGAAAGUGAAAACUGUCAAAUAUUUCAAGGAACUAUAUUUACUCCAUUCUAAACUCAUCUUGGAUGACGAAAGCGACAAAGUUUCUACCAAUAAAACCUCUGGGGCGUCCACAGCAAGCUGAUUGACGAUCCUGUCAACGUAUAAAGCCAUGAUAUGGCUCUACGGCAAUGUAGCUAAGAUCUUAUCAGAAGAAUAUAGUUUUACAAUGAAAUUAGCAAAUUAUCUUAAAGGAUCUAAAUUUCUUUAAAAAAUGUCAUAUUGUAAACCAUUCGUGCCAAUAAAUUCGUAACCUUAUUUAACAAAUUA
Molecule: messenger RNA, 1855 nt
Organism: Folsomia candida
Lineage: Eukaryota; Metazoa; Arthropoda; Collembola; Entomobryomorpha; Isotomidae
Gene: Oscillin
Product: glucosamine-6-phosphate isomerase
Exons: 7
Coding region: 810-1670 (286 amino acids)
Biological process (GO): N-acetylglucosamine catabolic process; carbohydrate metabolic process; D-glucosamine catabolic process
Cellular component (GO): cytoplasm
Molecular function (GO): glucosamine-6-phosphate deaminase activity; identical protein binding
Source: RefSeq, a predicted model, not a curated record